This is a messenger RNA of Equus quagga, 1809 nucleotides long. RefSeq names its product ring finger protein 122 (gene RNF122). The record is from RefSeq and is a predicted model, not a curated record. Bases 394 to 861 code for a protein of 155 amino acids. The transcript is spliced from 6 exons. Lineage: Eukaryota; Metazoa; Chordata; Mammalia; Perissodactyla; Equidae.
CUCGGGGAGGGGGUGUGCGCGGCUCGUGUCAGUUUCGGAGUCUUCUGCCGCGCACCUUCGCGCCCUGGGACCUGAGCGGAGCUGCCCGCCAAGGCUUUUCCCUCCUCCGCGGGGCGAAAGCUUGUGGGCGCCCCGCAUCUCCCCCAGCCCCGGGGUCUCUCCUGCAUUUCCUCUGUGCUGCUUUGAUCAGGGGGACUUUGGGUUUGUUUGUUUGUUUUCUCCUCUUUCCUCUUUGUUGCUCUAAAACCGGUCUUGCCGAAGCCCCGCACUCCGGAGGGAGUUCGACUUCUCGAGAAAGGCGGCUGCCGCGGACCCACAAGCCGGUGCCCACCCCGCCCGCCUUACCCGCUGCCUGCGUUCGUUCGCCCGAGGAAGCCAGCCGAGAGGUCAUUGAUGCACCCAUUCCAGUGGUGUAACGGGUGUUUCUGCGGCCUGGGACUGGUUAGUACCAACAAGUCCUGCUCAAUGCCACCCAUCAGUUUCCAAGACCUUCCUCUCAACAUCUACAUGGUCAUCUUUGGCACAGGCAUCUUUAUCUUCAUGCUCAGCCUCAUCUUCUGCUGCUAUUUUAUCAGCAAGCUCCGGAACCAGGCACAGAGUGAACGAUACGGAUAUAAGGAGGUGGUGCUUAAAGGUGAUGCUAAGAAGUUACAGUUAUAUGGGCAGACCUGUGCAGUCUGUCUGGAAGACUUCAAGGGGAAGGACGAGCUAGGUGUGCUCCCAUGCCAACAUGCCUUUCACCGGAAAUGUCUGGUGAAGUGGCUGGAAGUACGCUGUGUCUGCCCUAUGUGUAACAAGCCCAUUGCUGGUCCCUCAGAGGCCGCUCAGAGCAUCGGGAUCCUAUUGGAUGAGCUGGUGUGAGUGCUGUCUCUACACCAAGGCCUGCAGAAGACCUCUUGCCUCAUGGAUGCCUGGUCCCUCUGCAUAGCUGCAGUGAACAAGACUGUUGGGUGGUGACGGUCAUGCUCACCUGAAGGGGAGGUAGUGCAGGGCUGGUCUCCCACCAUCAGGGUGAGACUGUCUUGCCCCACCUUUCUGCCUCCUAAGUCUUCUUCCCUGCUACUCAGUACUGAUGGCAUUGCCCUUCAAAACCACUGUAUCCUGGUACUGGACUAUCUACCUGCCUUGUCCCUGCUCUGGGGAAAGAAAGCCACCUCUAUCUGGCCAAGAACUUGGAGUACACCUCUUGAGAGUUCCCCUUGUGAGGACAAGCUGCCCUGACCUAAAAGAGGGGAUGAGAUGGGCUCUGCCCCACCCGUGACCUCCCCUCCCCUCCCCACUCCUUCCGUAAGAAAGUUAGAAGGGAAAGAAGGAAAGAUGGAGGAACCAAGUGCCUCCAGUAGAAGUGAGGGAGGCCGGGUAGGAAAUCAGGAGGAACAGGGACAUAUACAAGGAAAGUCAAUGUUUACAUGGGACCUAUCGAAACAAAGGCUGGCCGGCCGGCCUGCUGACUACGGGGUGAUAGAGGGCAGAUCCCCUCCCCCUGCUAGGAUCUGAGGUGCUUAUCCAUUCCCUGUCUUCCUCAGCUAAUCUCAGAGCUUCCUACUCCAUGUUGGGGUUUGAGAGCCCCCCUAGAGGAAGGGCUUGUUCUACACUCAAGUGGAUACCCAGGAGCAAAAGGGGCCUGGGGAUGGGGGUGUCUGAAGGUUAAGGUAGCAACAGAUACCUUCUUCCCCUUUGUAAAUAGUAUUUUUAUACUGCAUCCUCACCAUCUCAGGCUUUAUACACAUGAUCCCCUGGGUGGAGGGGGUGGGGGUUUUCCGUUCCUCCCUGGAGUGGGUGAGGGUGGGAGAAAGGUAUGUAUUUAAG